AUGUCUCUCAUCGCACAAUGGGUCGACACAACCUUAGAAACCACAGGCAUGGACGCAGUGGAUGCUCUACGCGCGUUCUUCCUGCUGGCCGCCGCCACAACCGUCUCCAUCAGCAUCCCGUCCUCCCUGCGCGACCGCUUCCUCGUCUAUGGGCCCCGCGCAACCUCAACCUCGACCUCGUCCGACCAGUCGGCCGCGGCUCGUGCCCAGCCUGCAGGUGAGGGUAAGCGUGCGGGACGGGGAAUCCUCGACUAUGUGGCGACAUGGCAGGUGCCCCAUAGCUAUUUUACGCAAUUUUAUAUUGUUUCCCUACUCUCGUCUGUGUUCUGGGCGGCUCAGUUACUGUCCCGGGGCGUGGUGUUCCAGGCUAUUGCAACUCGGGUGAACGAGGAGCAUCGGCAGCAGUCGAUGUCCAUGACGCAGCUUGUUAUUUGUUGGAUUUUGUUGGCUAUGCAGGGAUCCCGCAGGUUGUGGGAGUGCAUUAAUUUUUCGAAACCUUCAUCUUCGCAGAUGUGGGUUGUUCACUGGCUGCUAGGUUUGGGUUUCUAUCUGGCUGCGGGUGUGGCGAUCUGGAUUGAGGGCUCAGGAACGCUGUUGACCAAGGAUCUGACGAUCCAUCAUCUGAAAAUCACCAACGCUCCAAGCAUGCGGACAUUCUUCCUCGUCCCAGUCUUCCUAGUCGCAUCAGGCCUACAGCACGACUCCCACCACUACCUUUUCUCAUUAGAAAAGUACACCCUCCCUCAACAUCCCAUGUUCAGUGGUGUCGUGUGCCCUCACUACGGAGCAGAGUGCGUCAUCUACCUAUCACUCUCGCUACUAGCCGCGCCACGCGGAGCCCUAGUGAACAAGACCAUGCUCGCCUGCAUGGCAUUCGUUGCCGUAAACCUAGGCCUAACAGCCCGGAAUACCAAGGCAUGGUAUGCACAAAAGUUCGGUAAAGACUCGGUCAAAGAUUGGUGGUAUAUGAUUCCUUGGCUGUACUAG
This is a messenger RNA of Penicillium canescens, 987 nucleotides long. Its product is annotated as putative 3-oxo-5-alpha-steroid 4-dehydrogenase. Gene Ontology annotation, cellular component: endoplasmic reticulum. Gene Ontology annotation, biological process: dolichol-linked oligosaccharide biosynthetic process; polyprenol catabolic process. Gene Ontology annotation, molecular function: 3-oxo-5-alpha-steroid 4-dehydrogenase activity. The coding region runs from base 1 to 987 and encodes 328 amino acids. Lineage: Eukaryota; Fungi; Ascomycota; Eurotiomycetes; Eurotiales; Aspergillaceae. The record is from RefSeq and is a predicted model, not a curated record. The transcript has 3 exons.